Messenger RNA from Ipomoea triloba (trilobed morning glory), 3667 nucleotides. Its product is annotated as E3 SUMO-protein ligase SIZ1-like. Bases 361 to 3003 code for a protein of 880 amino acids. The transcript is spliced from 18 exons. Lineage: Eukaryota; Viridiplantae; Streptophyta; Magnoliopsida; Solanales; Convolvulaceae. Gene Ontology annotation, molecular function: SUMO ligase activity; zinc ion binding. Gene Ontology annotation, biological process: protein sumoylation. The record is from RefSeq and is a predicted model, not a curated record.
AGUAGAGAACCAAAACCCGGAUUUAAUUGUGCGAAAUUAACCAGAUUUGAGAGAAGCAUGUCCCGGCCGUAAUACGGAGGAGAAUACUGGAUUCGCCUUCUUCCAUUCGGGUCAAAAUUAGCAAAGCAACACGAUUGCUGAGGAGGUGGAGGAAGAGAGAGAAAGAGAGAGAGAGAAGAGUAGGUUUAGUCGGCGUGCGUCUGAGACCACAAGUCCGACUUAGGUCACUCAAAAACCCUCAAAAUUAGAGGAUUUCAUCUAUUCCGCGUUUCCAGCUGAUUGCUUUGUUGGGUGAACAAUUAGAUUAUUCGACGACCGAGGAGUACUUGCUUGCCUCCAUCGUCAUAGAGGGGUGUAGAGAUGGAUUUGGUGGCUGGCUGCAAGGACAAGCUGGCAUAUUUCCGGAUAAAGGAACUCAAGGAUGUUCUCACUCAACUUGGUCUUUCAAAGCAAGGAAAGAAGCAGGACCUCGUGGACCGACUACUAGCUAUUCUGUCUGAUGACCCAGUUUCAGGAGCCUGCACAAAGAAAAAUACUGUUGGCAAGGAAGAGGUGGCAAAACUUGUGGAUGACAUUUACAGGAAAAUGCAGGUUUCUGGAGCACCUGACUUGGCAUCAAAAUCGCAGGGAGUCUCAGAUAGCAGCAAUGUCAAGUUAAAAGAAGAGGUGGUAGAAGAACCUUACCAGAUGGAUAAGAUUCGUUGUCCCUGUGGAAGCUCCUUACAAACCGAGUCUAUGAUUAAGUGUGAAGAUCCCAAAUGCCAUGUGUGGCAACAUAUUAGCUGCGUUAUCAUACCAGAGAAAGCCAUAGAAAGCGGUACUCCACCAAUACCACCUGGAACAUUCUAUUGUGAACUAUGCAGAUUGACUCGUGCUGAUCCCUUUUGGGUGACAAUAGCAAAUCCUUUAUAUCCUGUUAAGCUGGCUAUUACACAUGUUCCAACUGAUGGCACAAACCCUGUACAGAGUGUUGAGAAAACAUUUCAACUUACAAAAACUGAUAAAGACAUGUUGACUAGACAGGAAUAUGAUCUUCAGGCUUGGUGCAUGCUCCUCAAUGACAAGGUUCAAUUUAGGAUGCAGUGGCCUCAGUAUGCUGAUCUGCAGAUCAAUGGUUUUGCUGUUCGUGCAAUGAAUAGACCUGUGUCGCAAUUGCUAGGAAAUAAUGGUCGAGAUGAUGGACCCAUACUAACAGCAUACACUAGAGAUGGAAUCAAUAAAAUUUCCCUGACAGGUGGAGAUGCUCGUGUGUUCUGUUUAGGUGUCAGAAUUGUAAAGCGGCGUACUGUCCAACAGAUACUUAGUAGUAUACCUAAAGUGUCGGAUGGUGAGCUUUUUGAAGAUGCUCUUGCUCGUGUUUGCCGUUGUGUUGGCGGUGGAAAUGCCACAGAAAAUGCUGACAGUGACAGUGAUAUUGAAGUUGUAGCUGAUUCUAUUCCUGUGAACCUUCGAUGUCCUAUGAGUGGAUCAAGGAUGAAGGUUGCUGGAAGAUUCAAGCCCUGUGUUCACAUGGGCUGUUUUGAUCUUGAGGUUUUUGUUGAAAUGAAUCAACGGUCAAGGAAGUGGCAAUGCCCUAUUUGCCUCAAGAAUUACUCUCUGGAGCAUAUAAUCAUUGACCCAUAUUUCAAUCGAAUUGCUUCAAAGUUGAAGAGUUGUGGAGAAGAUGUGACUGAGAUUGAGGUGAAACCCGAUGGUUCUUGGCGUGCUAAGGUGGAAGGUGAUCGGAGGAGUCUUGGGGAUCUUGGGCAGUGGCACUUACCUGAUGGAAGUCUAUGUAUGUCUUCAGAUGCAGAUUCCAAAUUGAGGCCUGAACUUCUUAAGCAGGUCAAGCAGGAAUGUGGUUCAGAUGGCCAUUUAAGUCUGAAAGUUGGAUGGAAAAAAGAUGCCAAUGGUGAUUGGAUACCCAAUAGACCUACUGAUGUCCAGGCAUAUUCAUCAGGAAACCUAUUACAAGAAAAUUUUGAAAUGCUUGGACAGGAUAUUAUUAGUAGCAGUGCCACUGGAAGUGGCAAAGAAGGGGAGGACCCCAGUGUAAAUCAGGAUGGAAAUGCAAACCUUGAUUUCUCAACCCCCAAUGGAUUUGAACUUGAAUCGAUGUCACAUAAUAUUGAUCAAGCAUAUGCUUUUAGUGGUCGAAAUCUGUCUGCUCCAUCAGGGGACGCUGAAGUUAUUGUCCUAAGUGAUUCAGAAGAAGAAAAUGAGCCGCUAAUAUCUCCAGAACCUGUCUACACCAAUAAUAGGACAGAUGCUGGCUCAGUCUCUUUUUCACUUCAACAAGGAAUUCAAGAUCCUUACAAUGAAGACCCACCUCUAGCUAAUGGAGGCAAUUCAUGCCUAGAUCGUUUUGAUGUUAGCAAUGACGACUUUGGAAUGUCUAUGUGGUCUUCACUCCCCAAUACCCAGGGUGGUCCUGGCUUUCAAUUUUUUGAUACUGAUCCAGAUGUCUCUGGCUCUUUAGUUGAUGUGCAGCAUGGUUCCGUUAAUUGUCCUACUGGUGUUAAUGGCUAUGGGUUGACCACGGAUACCACCUUGGGUUCUGCUGAUGUUGUACCUGAAUCGUUUGUUGGUCAUCCUACUGUGGAUAUAAAUGAUGGCUUAGUUGAUAAUCCCCUGUCAUUUGAUGGUAAUGAUUCACUUCAGAUAUUUUUGCCAACAAGGCCAUCAGAUACAGCCAUAGAUAUUGAUAUGAGAGAUCAGCCAGACGUCUCAAAUGGUGUUCGAAAUGAAGAUUUGAUUUCACUUAGGCUUGGGGUUGGAGGUAUUGGGAGUCAUGGUGAUCUUGCUGCUGUUAAUGGCUUUAACUCAGUGCAGCAAUUGCAAUCCAAGGAUGGUGGUGGCAGUUUGGAUUCAUUAGCUGAUACUGCUUCUCUGCUCCUUGGGAUGAAUGAUAAUAAUAAAUCCAAGAAGACUAGAGAAAGAUCAGAUAGCCCUUUUUCAAUCUCUCGGCAACGCCGAGCUGUAAGACCAAGAUUAUAUUUAAGUAUUGAUUCAGAUUCUGAGUAGAGUAAAGACUAAAGAGGUAGUGAUUGUGUGAAAAAAAAGCUGAUUACUUUUCAAAAAACUUAAAUAUGCGGAUGCUCUUCCAUAAUUAUUUUAUGUAUUUCUACUGGAAGCUGCAAUAUAUCUAUAGGUCUAUAGAGAUUUGUCUGCCAGAAGAUCGUUUGAGGAUAUUGACAGUCCAUGAACAAUAGAAAGAAACUGCCUUACUAACAUGCUUUUGGUGUCUUGGGAGUUUCUUUUCUUGGUACCGUAAUUCUUUUCUCUACUCUUUCCAGCUAGACGAUUUUUCUUCCCAUUUUCUUGGUGGUGAACUGUAGUACAUCUGAACAGCUUAGCUUAAAAUACAAAUAGGAUGCACCUCGUCCGUCGGUAAUAUUACCACCUUUUGACAUAGCAGGGGAUCCCUCUUAGUUUGUUCGCAAGUCCCCUUUUGCCUCUAGGCAUAUUACAAGGGAGGCAACAGCAUGUAUAUCUUGUCAUACAGUUUCAGAUACUGAUAUAUCAAUAUAAAUGUUUUAGCGGAGUUUAUUUCUUGAGCUAGUACUCACUCAUCUUGUGUACAAAUUUCUCGCCCUGUAAAGAACACAGGUUAGAUGGGAUUGUGGACAGGUUUGAGAAAAAAAAAACGUGAUUUUUCAUGUUUUAUGGAAAUGGAAAUUUGAGGUGA